AUCAAAAGAUACCUCCCACCUUCGAAUUAUUUGUAUACGUGACUGAAUGAACGAAACCUGCACAAUUUAAAAAAAAGAAUGGAAGCCAAAAUCAUGCACCUAGAUGUAAAAGACGUGAGGUUCCCCACGUCUUUAACAGGUGACGGCUCAGAUGCGAUGCACACUGAUCCCGACUAUUCUUGUGCGUAUGUGAUCUUGACAUCAAGUGACGGAACAUACGGGUAUGGAUUUACCUUUACUAUUGGCAAAGGCACCGAAAUCGUUGUAGCCGCUGUUAAAGCCCUCGCCCCACUGGUUGUUGGAAAGAUUGUACAAUCUAUCUUUGAUGAUUUUUCUAAAUUUUGGAGAGAGCUAACAAGCCAUUCACAAUUAAGAUGGAUCGGUCCAGAAAAAGGUGUGAUACACUUAGCGACUGCGGCAAUUGUAAAUGCUUUGUGGGAUCUGUGGGCCAGGCGAGAAGGGAAACCUCUUUGGAAGCUGCUCGUUGAUAUGAGCCCAAAGCAGUUAGUAUCCACAAUCGAUUUUCGUUAUAUAACUGAUGUCAUAACGAAAGGAGAAGCUAUCGAACUUUUAAAGAAGAAAGAUGCUACUAAAAAAGAGCGAGAAGCUAAAUUGCUACACGAAGGUUAUCCUGCAUAUUGCACUAGUGUUGGUUGGAUCGGUUACAGUGAUGAAAAAAUCAGAGAGCUUUGCAAACAAAAGUUGAAAGAGGGGUUCACAGCAUUCAAGGUUAAAGUAGGACAGAACUUAGAUGAUGACAAGCGAAGGUUAGCUAUAAUUAGGGAGGAAAUAGGAAAAGAUAGCUUAUUAAUGGUUGAUGCGAAUCAAAUCUGGGAUGUAAAGGAAGCCAUAUUUUGGAUGACAGAGCUGAAAGAGUUCAAUCUUUUAUGGAUUGAAGAACCAACUAGUCCUGAUGAUAUUCUAGGUCAUGCAUUCAUCUCAAAGGCGUUGAAACCGUAUGGGAUUGGCGUUGCUUCUGGUGAGCAAUGUCAUAACCGAGUCAUGUUUAAGCAGUUCUUGCAGGCAAGUGCCCUCCAGUUCUGUCAGAUUGAUUCCUGCAGAUUGGGAGGAGUGAAUGAAAUCCUUUCUGUCUAUUUGAUGGCUGCAAAAUUCGGCGUACCUGUAUGUCCCCAUGCCGGAGGAGUUGGGUUGUGUGAACUGGUUCAGCAUUUAGCAGCUUGGGAUUUUAUUUCUGUCAGUGGUUGUCUUCAAAACAGAAUGGUGGAAUACGUGGAACAUCUCCACGAGCACUUUGAAAAUCCUGUGAUUGUUCGCAAAGGCCGCUACUCGAUUCCUUUGCGUCUCGGGUACAGCACAAAAAUGAAAGACAAGACGAUAUCCGAUUACCAAUAUCCAGAUGGAAAUGUCUGGAAGGCAAUUACCAAGAAGGGAACUUUAUGAAGAGGCGGCUUAGAACAUCGUUUGAUGGAGAAAAAUGAGCGGAAGGAUAACUUGCAUUAAUACCUGAACGGAUGAUUGUUUUACGAACUGUGUUCCUUAGUUUGAUUGUCCAUUUAUAUAUUUAUAAAAAGUCAAUUUUGUAAAUCAUUCCAGUGGACAUUGAAAAUACAGUAAACUAAAAAUGA
Messenger RNA from Argiope bruennichi, 1586 nucleotides. Its product is annotated as mitochondrial enolase superfamily member 1-like. NCBI's taxonomy places the organism in Eukaryota, Metazoa, Arthropoda, Arachnida, Araneae, Araneidae. The transcript has 14 exons. Gene Ontology annotation, molecular function: magnesium ion binding; L-fuconate dehydratase activity. Gene Ontology annotation, biological process: carbohydrate catabolic process; amino acid catabolic process. The coding region runs from base 79 to 1401 and encodes 440 amino acids. The record is from RefSeq and is a predicted model, not a curated record.